AUACCACAAUUCUUUGCGCGCCUAGGUUCACACUGUUGACCAAAAUGGCGGACUCGGUGCCGGAAAUUGUAGAGGGCUGUCGUCUUCCCGUGCUCAGAAAAAAUCAAGAAAACGAAGACGAGUGGCCAUUGGCGGAAAUUCUCAGUGUCAAAGAGGUCCCUGGGAAAAAGCUCUACUAUGUUCACUACAUUGACUUCAACAAGCGGUUGGACGAGUGGGUCACUCCAGACCGGCUGGACAUGAAAAAGCUCCAGUUCCCUAAGAAGGAGGCGAAGACACCCACGAAGAACGGCCUACCUGGAUCUCGGCCCAGCUCGCCAGAGCGAGAUGUGAGGAAGAGUCUAGAUCUCAACGUUCAAUCUGCUUCAGCACCUUCCAGAGGCAAAACCCUACCCACACCGAAGAGGAAAGCAGAGUCAGUCUCCUUAGCAUCGCAAGUUACUGCCGCGACAUCAGUGCCUUCACUUCCAAGUUCAACAGAGGUCUCACAGGCAUCUGUGUAUCCCACAGUCCGGGAAACUUUCAGUACCAAAUCCAGAGAUGAGCACGAGCCGCUCAUCUCCCUCACCACGCAGAAUGGCACAGCGCGUCGUCUCAUUCCGUCUCAGCCUGGCAGGAAGAGGAAAAACUGUGGCACGGAUGAGAUGAUAAAGGUAUUCCAGUAUAACAGCCCUCGCAGCGCCAGUGGCUUUCUGCCGCCAGGAGAGGACUCGCAGGACAGCUCGGAUGGUAUCCCCUCUGCGCCACGCAUGACCGGGAGCCUGGUGUCCGACCGCAGCCAUGACGAUAUCAUCACGCGCAUGAAGAACAUCGACUGCAUUGAGCUAGGCCGCCAUCGACUCAAGCCCUGGUAUUUUUCCCCGUACCCGCAGGAGCUGACCACGCUGCCCAUCCUCUACCUCUGCGAGUUCUGCCUCAAGUACCUCAAGAGCCUAAAGUGUCUGCAGAGACAUUUGACAAAAUGCAAUCUCCGACAUCCUCCUGGAAAUGAAAUCUACCGCAAAGGGACUAUCUCCUUCUUUGAGAUUGACGGUAGGAAAAACAAGUCAUAUUCACAGAACUUGUGUUUAUUGGCAAAAUGCUUUCUGGACCAUAAGACCCUGUACUACGACACAGAUCCCUUCCUCUUCUAUGUAAUGACUGAGUAUGACUCCAAGGGCUUCCAUAUAGUUGGCUACUUUUCUAAGGAAAAAGAAUCGACUGAGGAUUAUAACGUAGCCUGUAUUCUGACUUUACCACCAUAUCAGAGGAGAGGCUACGGCAAACUGCUGAUCGAGUUCAGUUAUGAGCUUUCUAAGGUUGAAGGUAAGACGGGAACCCCGGAGAAGCCCCUGUCUGAUCUGGGCCUGCUAUCAUACCGCUCUUAUUGGUCUCAGACUAUUCUCGAGAUCCUCAUGGACCUUAAAUCAGAUAAUGGAGAAAGACCACAAAUCACCAUCAAUGAAAUUAGUGAGAUAACCAGUGUAAAGAAAGAGGAUGUAAUAUCAACUCUACAGUAUCUCAACCUCAUCAAUUACUACAAGGGGCAGUACAUUCUCACGCUCUCGGAGGACAUCGUAGAUGGUCAUGAACGUGCCAUGCAAAAGCGACACCUUCGUAUCGACCCUAAAUGCCUGCAUUUUACCCCGAAAGACUGGAGCAAAAGGGGCAAGUGGUAGAGAUUUGUGACCUCUGGGACUAAAGCUUGGAGAACUGCAAGGUUUAAUAGACUAAACUGCAGGAGUAAAUUUACCGGCCCUGAUUCACUUUUUGUUCUAAUCAGAGAUGACUUAAAGACAAAAAAAAAAAUACAAAAAAAAAUUGUUACUGCCCAUUAUUCUAGUGAUCGUACUUAUGUGAUCACCAUUCAUCAGAUUUGUCCUUGUGUACCCUUUUAUAAUUUUUCCUCAAAUUAGUGUUUGAGCAGAGAAAGUGGAUUCGCUGUUCUGAGGUGUUUCAGAUUCAUCCACCUUCUCACAGGUCGGUCCUAUCAUUCGUCCGUGCUUUGGGUCUUUAUGAAUUAAUUCACCAGGAAAAACACUUUCCCCCCUCCUAUGCACUCACAAGAGAGUGUCGAAUCAAAUGACUCAGUAACUUUUUUUUUUUUCUUCUUUUUUUUUUUUUUUUUUUUUACCUUUACCAGCACAGCCACCUGUGGAUUCUACGCACAAGCAACGUCAAGCUAAAGCUAACCUGAUGUUUGUUUUUUUAGUAUUUGUACAUAACAUACACCGUUCUCUUCUUUUGUAAAGGAUGUUUUUAAACUUGCAUCUCUGUGUAGGGGAAUUUAAAAAAAAAAAAAAAAAAACUGCAUGGGGGUGUCCGUAAAAAAUAAGCCAUGUCGAACUGUUACAAGAAUGUAAAUUUGGAUGCGUGUACAGCUGGGUUUUGUUUGUUUGUUUGUUUGUUUUUUUUAUAAUUUUUUUUUUAUUUUAAAUGGUUAAAAAAAAAACUGAAUGUAAACCGUGAAACACUCGUGGCAUAGUAUUUUAAUUUAAGGUAAAGUCUAUUUUCUGUAAAAUCUAGUCCAUGAUUAGAGAUCUGUAACAUGAAAGAUUUCUAUUCGUGUUUCUUCCCCGGUAAUAUUAACUAUAUUGAUUACAAGGAGUUAUUCCUGAGCAGUUUUUUUUUUUAAUGUCGUGUCAUCAGUGAAAUAUUCUGUUCUCACCUAUUUACACUUACACAGUUCACUCCCAUUGAAGUGUCAUGUAAAUUCUCUUUAUAGUCUUCAUUAAAUGCCACAAGGUGGAACCGCUUUUCAUUGGAACGUUUAUAUAGCUGUAAUUUGAUCACAUGUGAAAUACCUCUGAAUCUCAUUAGUUCAUUAUAAAUUUUUCAUCUUUAGUAGAUCAUAUUAGAGGUUGUGAGUCAUCCUUGAUGUCUUGGUUGUUCUGUAAUAACAAGCGUUGUGUUAGUGACGUUAGUCCUCUGUGACUUCUAAUAUGGCUUUACAGGUGCAAUUUUCAUUCUGUUAAAGGUGCAUUAUUCAGUCCCUCCAGGAUUUAGUGAUUUUGCUAUCGCGGAAAUUAAUGUAAAAUCAAGCAACCUCCGCAAUAUUCAGAGCUUGCAGUUUUUCAAAAUUACUGCAAAUUUUCAGCAGAUUUGGGCCAAGAUAUAAACACGGUUAUAUAUUAACCUACACUGACCUGAGAACAAUACCGAGAUGUAUUAACUUACACUGACCUGAGAACAGUACCGAGAUAUAUUGACCUACACUGACCUGAGAACAGUCCCGAGAUAUAUUGACCUACACUGACCUGAGAACAGUACUAAUAUAUAUUAACCUACACUGAGCUGAGGACAGUAUAGUAAUAUAUUAUUCUACACUGACCUGAGAACAGUACAGAGAUAUAUUGACCUACACUGACCUGAGAACAGUACAGUUAUAUAUUAACCUCCACUGACCUGAGAACAGUACCAAGAUUUAUUAACCUACACUGUUCUCAGGUCAGUGUAUGCUAAUACAUCACGGUACUGAUAACUGUUGACAAGUAAAACAAUCUGUUGUUGCUGAAAAUGUGUUUGGGGAAUCUCUGUGUGCAGUUCAUCUGUCUGAAAGUAUAAUAUCAACAGUACAAUAAAAGUCUGGGAACUGGUUACAAGUACAGGGUUAGCGAAGAUUACCAGCAUGUAAUGUUUGAAAACUGACUUUAUUUGUCGGAGCCCAUCACUGCUGUGGUAUAAGAUGAAUGAAACACUUCGGGACAU
Ictalurus furcatus (blue catfish) is the source of this 3687-nucleotide messenger RNA. It is a transcript of the gene kat5b, whose product is annotated as K(lysine) acetyltransferase 5b. Lineage: Eukaryota; Metazoa; Chordata; Actinopteri; Siluriformes; Ictaluridae. The record is from RefSeq and is a predicted model, not a curated record. The coding region runs from base 45 to 1658 and encodes 537 amino acids. Gene Ontology annotation, biological process: regulation of DNA-templated transcription. The transcript has 15 exons. Gene Ontology annotation, molecular function: histone acetyltransferase activity.